Molecule: messenger RNA, 5114 nt
Organism: Diabrotica balteata
Lineage: Eukaryota; Metazoa; Arthropoda; Insecta; Coleoptera; Chrysomelidae
Source: the annotation of a GenBank genome assembly
UACAAACUUCAAAUUUAUUGGUUGUGGGUUGUAGGUGUAGGUGUAAAGUGUAAAUUUGUAUCUUGCCGGAAGAAAUGAACCCAGUAACUGUUCCUCCUUCACCUAACUGGUAUGAAGAUAAAAUUAUUGCAAGUGCUCCUGAUAAUACUUUAAUAUAUGGAUCCAGAAAUGACUUAGUCAUUUUAGAACAAAAUGAAGAUACUGAACAGGCAGCUAAUGUUAGAAUUAUUUCAAGAGCACAUGCCCAAAGAAUAUUAUCAGUGAGCAUAAACAGAAAUUGGAGUCCUUCUAAAAAAUUUGCUGUUUCAUCAGAUGAUAAAAUAGUCAAGCUUUGGAAUGUUGAAACUAGUAAAAAGAUAGAGUCCCAUAACAAACAUGUUUCUGAUAAUAGAAUUGCUGGUAUUACAUUUGCAGGAGAUGAUAGGGUAAUAAGUGUAUCUGAUGAUGGCAAUAUUGUAAUAUGGAAUAUCUUAAAUAAUGAAACUAAGGUUCUUAAAGAAGUAUUUGGAAUGAAAGUAAGCAUAACAUGUAUAUCUACAUGUCCACAUGCAAGUUGGCUUACAGCUUUUGGAUUAAAAAGUGGUUUGGUCAUGGUCGCAGAUUUAAGAAAAGAUGGAAAAGUUCUACAUAAAAUGAGAGCUCAUGACAAACCCGUUACAUCUCUUGCCUGGUGUCCAGUACCAAUCAACAUAUUUCCGAAAAGUCCUCUGAAUUAUGUUGGACAGAAGAAGAAUGAAGAAGCAGAACUCAACCAAGUAAUCGACAAAGGAGAUGAAACUGAAGAGUUAAACCCUAUAGCAACUUCUCACCCAUUACUUAAAGUAUAUGAUUCUGGCGAUGAAGAUUUUCUUAAAGAAUGUCAGAUUCUCAAAAACAAAAUUUUAGGUUCUCACGAGAACAUCACUGGUAAAGUCGAGUCUGGGGAAGCCGAUGUUUCAUCAGAUCAGUUACAUCGCAUAAUCGGUAGUAGUAUUUUAGAAAAAAAUGAAGAUCCCCAACAAAAAUUAGAUAACGAAAGUACUAGUGAAGAACCAGAGAGCUUUGAACUAAUUGAUGAUUCUGAGCUUGUUAAAGAACAUGAUUCAACACAAUGCGACAGUACAUUAACUGAAUCUUCAAAUGGGUCAACCACAACGGAGAUAGAAUUUCUAGAAAAUAAAAAAGAAUAUGACAAAGGACUAGAUACUGCAUCUAAAAAGCCAGAUGACCAGAGCAGUAAUUUGAAAGAACGAGAGAGCUGUGAAAUAAAUAAAAAAACUGAGCUGCAUACAGUGCAUGAUCCAACUGAAUCUUCAAAUGAGUCAACUACAACGGAGCUAGAAUCUCAAGAAAAUAGAAAAGAAUAUGACAAAGAACUAGAUACUGUAUCUAAUAAAUCAGAUGACGUGAGCAGUAAUUUGAAGGAACAGGAGAGCUGUGAAAUAAAUAAAAAAAUUGAGCUGCAUACAGUGCAUGACCUAACUGAAUCUUCAUGUGGGUCAACCACAGCUGAGCUAGAAUCUCAAGAAAAUAAAAAAGAACAUGACGAAGAACUAGGUACUAUAUCUAUUAAACCAGAUGACCAGAGCAAGAAUUUGGAAGAACCGAAGAGCUGUGACAUAAAUAAAAAAACUGAGCUUGAUACAGUGCAUGACACUAAAAAGAGCAAAGGUACAUUAAAAGCUGCUCCAAUUGAACCUUCAAAUGAGUCUACCAUAAACGAGCUAGAAUUUCAAGAAAAUAAAAGUGAAUCGAAAACAGAAUUACAUACGGCAUCCAAUAAACAUAAUGAUUUAACUGAAGACAGUGUAGAAUUAAAAGAGUCCAAACUUGAUAUUGCAAAUGACGAUAGUAUUGUUCAGAAUACCGAAGAUCUAGAAACUAAAUUGAAUGAUAACGUAGAUAAUCCUGAGACUGGCGCUGGCGCUGAAAGGAACAUAGUUACAGUUACUUCCGUCGAAGAGGCGCCUCAGAAAGAAUUUUUAUUGGCGUCUUCGGCAAAAGAAAGUAACAUUUACAUAUGGCGCGCAGGUACAGAUGGUAGACUGCAAACAUUUUUAAUGCUGCCCCAUAAAUCUCAUACUAAAUAUAAACCAAAAGCUCAAAUGGAAAAAAUGUGGAUAAGCCUAUGUUGGAUUACACCAACUGUACUUCUAUCGUCGUCAAAACAAUCUGAACUUCUAGCUUGGAAUUUGCCAAAACCCAAAGAUGAAUCAAAACUUAUGACCGUUAUUCACAAAGAGCAUUCAUCGUUAGUAUUUUCAAUGGUCACUACUCCAUUAUUCCUUAACGAAUAUAACUGGAAAGAUGGGCCAAUGGCAACAAACGUUUGGACUACAGCACAAGACCGUGUUCUUAUUAAUACCAACAUCACAAAUAAAACUAUUAUUUCGCGCUAUUCAACUAUUGGAGGAUGUGUGAGUUACAUUAAAGCAUCACCAGUAGAUCCACACAGAUUAGGUAUUGGCACUGCAGACGGAUAUAUUAAAAUUUUGGAUUUGAGUCGACCUCACACUACGAAUUUAUGCAUGGCCUCGUACUACCAACGAAUCCAAAGCAAGAUAACGGCACUAGCGUGGCAUCCUACCAACGAAUCUAUAUUAGCUUUUGGAACCUUGGAAGGAAGGGUCGGUUAUAUUGAUCCUACAAAUAUAUCCAAACAAACGUGUCUUGCAAAGCAAUAUUUUAAAUCGCAGAUUCACACUAUCCAGUGGGCGCCUAUAAAAGGAGAUAAAAAUAAGUUGGGACUUUAUGUUAUUAGUGAGGGACAAAUGUCUCUUUUCGAUCCGUCUUCUGUUCAACAAGAACUGAUUCCUCUCAUAAAAACCAAUAGCGCAUAUUUGUAUUCGCUCUCCUGGUCACCUGAUUACUCCAUGCUGCUUAACAUAUCGAAAUCUGGUCACAUCAUUGCCUACACACUUAAUUUAAAGGUUAUCUGUAAACACUAUUUCAAAUACCGUCUUCUAGAAAUAGUAUGGCAUCCUAAUGCAAUGGACGAUGAUGACGUGUCCGAGGAUACUGGUCCCAAUAAGUAUAAAAACUGGUUUGCUUCAAUAGCCAACUAUCACACUGUCGUUGUAUAUAAAUUUGAUAUUGAAAGUGGUAAUAAUGAUGAGAAUAUCGUCAAUGUAUAUCGUGGCGAAUCAGACAUGAUAAACUCAAUCUCUUGGAAUCCUUUUGGAUCAUCUCAAUUGGUUAUAGCAUUGGAGGUUGGAAUAAUUCAGAUUUGGGAUGCAGAAACAGGAGCAAUCACAGCUACAAUUGAAAGUGCAAAUUAUGAGCCAGUUACUGCAGCCAUCUUCAGUCCAAUCAAUCCUGAUUAUGUUAUCUCAGGAGGGAAAGAUAAUACGAUAAGAAUUUGGAGAAUUUCUGAUCAUCCACCAAAGGAUGAAAAAGGAAUACUUUAUAAAAGAAAGAAAUUGUUGAAAUUAAUGGGAAAAGAAAGUAUUCAUUCUUUACCCAAAGAAGAACCUGAUGAGGAAGCAGCUAAGAUUACGAAAGAAGUUAAAAAUUAUUUACUUCCGAAGUUUUAUGGUGGCAAAGAUAUGAAAGCAAUUAUGGAUUUAAGGAAGAUAUUCAAAUGGAAAGAAAAUCAAGAAACUGAAGAACCUGACGAGAUACGUAAAAGUAAUGAUGUUUUAAAUAUAUUUGGUACGGAUGAGGCUAUGAUCAACUUAGUUCGUGAAAAUGAACUUAUGCAUCAGAAGAGAGGAAGAUACAAUUUCCUUUCAACUUUAUCAUUGUUUAGGGGAGAUCUUAGCACAACUAUACAAGAAGCUAUUGACGCAAAACGAGUUACCCCUCAAAUAAUAGCACUGGCUCCUAUGGUAUCACCAAAACUGUGGCAGAUGGCUUGCCAUUCUUAUGCAACACAAAUGUCCGACCAACAGGGAGCAGAUCCGUUAGAAAUAGCUAUAUAUUAUUUAGCAUGUCAUAAAGUGGAAGAGGCGCUGGCGGUUCUUUGCGAAGGUAAUUUGUAUCGAGAAGCGCUUGUUCUGUCAAAAUGUCGAAUGAUGGGCAAGGAUGUAAUAGACAGUGUAAUAGAAAAAUGGGCAAGUGCUAUGCGAUUGGACGGCAAUUUCGAAACUGCCGCGCAAUGCUACAUCUAUUUGGGAAGAUAUGAGGAUGCUGCAUCCUUGUUGUACAGAAGAACCGACCUACGCAUUCUAGAAUUUCUUGUAGAACUAACUGAAAAAAUCGAUAAUGAAGAAUUGAGGAAUGCAGUUAUCUAUAGGUACAAUUCAUUCAAACAAGCAGAAGAAGAAAUCACUGAAAAAGAACCUACAGGACAAGCAGAUUUGCUCACAAGAGUAGACACUUUACUUCAGAAACAAUCUGAAGGAGUAGCAACUAAUAACAGUGGUGUCAAACAUGACCAAGAUCAAGGAGAUAAUAACGCUGGAACAAAUUUUCAACAAAUUAAAGAACAUUCUAGUAAUACAGAAGACAACGUAAAAGAUGAGGCAACAAACAAUUUACAAGCUGCUGUAGAAGUAAAAACUAUCACAGAUACGAAUGAAAAUGCUCAUCAAAUCGAUAAAAAAAAUAUUGAAUCUUCAGAAAAUGAAAUGGAAUCAUCAAAAAAUAUAACCGAAGAUAUUAAACAACAAAAAAUCGAUGACUGUAAGGAUGAACCUAGCGGAAAUGCUGAAUACGUACAAAAUGAAUCAACAACUCAAGAUACCUUAAAAUGUGAUGACAUUAAAGAUAGUAUUACAGUUUCUUCGGAAAAUGAUGAAAAUAAGGAUAAAAAAAAUAAUACUGAAACUGCUUUAGGCAUUUCUGAGAUUAUAAAAUCUGAAGAAAAGACUGAUAAUAUUUAGUCGGACUGAUUAUUAUAAGUGAGUUUCCAUAAUGUUUGGAAAAAUAUUUUUUAUUUUAUAUUAUAUAGUUUUUGUUAAUUUGCUUUUUGUGUAAAGAUUUAAUUAAUCUUUUACUUGUGUUGCUACCCACAAAGGAGAAAUACGUUUUUAAUUUGUUUUUAAAGACGACAUGAAAGAUAUGUUUUAAUUUUGUUAUAUUUAGAAUAAAUGAUUAAAGUACUUUUUAUAAAAUAAAUGUUAAGUUGCAUGCGAUUGAUGUUUUAUUUUCAUUUCGAUAUCAUUUUCAUAAAUGUCAUCUACAGUCAACUGUAA